Molecule: messenger RNA, 2808 nt
Organism: Aspergillus affinis
Lineage: Eukaryota; Fungi; Ascomycota; Eurotiomycetes; Eurotiales; Aspergillaceae
Product: putative gamma-tubulin complex component GCP5
Exons: 2
Coding region: 1-2808 (935 amino acids)
Biological process (GO): meiotic cell cycle; cytoplasmic microtubule organization; spindle assembly
Cellular component (GO): centrosome; gamma-tubulin complex; spindle pole
Molecular function (GO): gamma-tubulin binding; microtubule minus-end binding
Source: RefSeq, a predicted model, not a curated record
AUGGGCGCCCGCCGCCUUCCCCCAACGGGCCUAGCGUGGGCGGCAGUAAAUCGAGAGGGCAUCAGUGCCGCGUCAACCUCCGUCGCAUUAAUACUCCUCGCUCUCUCGCUCUGCGCAUCGCAUGGAUCAUGGGGUGUUGGGCGACGGCUUUCGACCUGGUUUCUGUCUGAUCCUCCCAUUAUGGCUGUUGCUGCCACCAUAGGCACGCUGACGGAUGAGCUGGUUGCGACCGUUGCGAAACUUGAUACCAAGGAUACGCCGCGAUUCAGAAAUUUGAAGCGACGCGCUGAAGAGACGUUCAAAUCCAACCAUGCGCGCACGAAUCAGUUUGCCGUUGCGAGUCAGCUCGAUGGCCUGCAAGAGAAGUUCCAGGUUAUCAAUAAAGAUGACCUGGCAGAUGCUCUGCGGUUACGCCUGACCGAGCUGAAUGAACACCGAAGCUCUUGGUCUCCAGAGUUUUUAUCUCUGUUACUGCAGCUUGCAGACCGUCCGGCGCAGCUGUCGAGUCUAGAUCGCAUUGAGCAGCCGAUGCUGGAACAGGACAAGUCGAUUUCCUGGAAUGACUUGGACGCCGCUGGAUCAGCAUUCUGUGACGAAGACAUCUGGGAAACCGUUGAUUUUGGUGCAGAAUCUUCCGAUGACGAUCUACCGUCUGUGUCUAGCGCGGGUCACCCUUCGCGGAAUCUACCCUCUACUUCUAUAGCCCCGGACGAGGACUAUGUCAUCCCAGACGAUAUCUUCUCCCCAUUAGAUGACGAGGAUUUGAUCUUAUCAAUAAAAAGCGCACAAUUCUGGAGAGAUGAAAAUAAUCACAAUGUUGAGAAACACCAAAAAUACUCGUCUCGUGUCAUAACCGAGCUCCAGGUUUUAAGAGAGGCCAUCUUCAUGCUUCAAGGACUCCCGACGUCGAUAUUCUGGCGGCUUGAUGACAGUAUCGAGGUGGAUCGAAGGUACAAGCUGGCACAAGUGUCCGAUGAAACGUUUUUACCAUUAUUACGAAACUUGUGUUCCAUUGGGGCUCGAGUAGACAUUCUCAGGCGAUUCAUCAGGCUUCCGCAGACUAUUGCGCACUUGCAGACAUUUCGUCGAGCCAUUGAGGAUUGUCUACAUGAUUUUGACGGGUAUUUGUCGACUGUGCAAUCCCAAUAUCUUUCGCAAAGUGCAAGCGUUGCUGUUAGCCUUCUGCAGUUAUCCGAAAACGUCCAUAGAGAGUCAAGGCUGCUGCUACUUUUGGCGGAUAUUGUUUCCAAACUCAAGCACAGCGGAUCGGAAAAUCCCGUUAGGUGCUUGGAUCUACUAUACGACCUGGUUUGCAUGGCACAGGCCACAGGCUAUGAUGAAUUUAGGUAUCUGGCUAAAAUGUUUUUCUCGUGCUUCGAGACGUAUGCACGACCGAUGAACCUUUGGAUGGAGACAGGAGAGUUGAAGGACUCAAUUGGUGGAACGCUUUUCAUUCUUGACAAUCGCAACGAUAGCGAUCUCCGGACACUUUGGCACGACUGGUACACUCUGGAUGAGGCGUCACGGCUUUUAAGUGCCCCUAAGUUUAUUCAACCACUUGCCCGCAAGAUCUUCAUUACAGGAAAGAGUACGGUGUUUCUACAACAUUUGAAUGUGUCGCACGAUCAGGAGCACCAACGCGAGGGUCCGUUGACAUUUGACGACGUCUUUCCGGAAGACGCGUCCUCGCUUUAUCUGCCGUUUUCUGCCAUGAUUGAGUCUGCCUUUGGAAAACUGGUUAAUAGGCAACAUACUCUUAAAUCGAGUUGGCUGCGACAGGAGCUUGAUCAACAGUGCGGCCUGUGGGCCUCACUCGAGGCCCUGGAGCAUAUCUAUCUCUGCAAAGACAUGAGCGUCGUGGGGCCCGUGGACAACAAGAUCUUCGAGCUUAUCGACCGCGGCAAAGGUGCUUGGAAUGACAGAUACUUGCUCACUGAUAUAGCACAGAGUGCAUUCAGCGCGUUACCUGAGAUUGACCCGUCCAGGCUGAUCGUUCGAUCCAACAAAAAUAUCAACGACAAGCUCGGUCGCCAUCGUUCCGUGAAGAUCCUCGAAACCAUCUCGUUCGAUUACAUCUUGCCCUGGCCCGUUGCAAACAUCAUCACAAAGGAUGCCAUUCUGGGGUACCGGCGCCUCUCCACAUUUCUAAUGCAGAUCCGCAGGGCAAUGUACAUGAUCCAAAAACAGCGCCUACAGUAUUCCAGCGGACCAGAUAAAAUUUCUGGCAGCAGCACCAACCCCGUGGACUAUGUUUUGCGGCAUAAUAUGCUGUGGUUUUUGAAUACUCUGUAUGGCCAUAUGACGGGAUUUGUUGUUUCCACGGCUGUCGCGUCACUGCGCAAGGCUCUAGACAAAGCCACCGACGUGGAUGCCAUGAUCGCUGCCCAUCGCGCACAUAUGGUCUCUUUAGAAGACCAGUGCCUUCUGUCCAAGAACUUGCAUGCUCUCCAUCAAGCCAUCCUUACGCUGCUUGACCUGUGUGUAAGCUUUGCGGAUCUCCAAGCUACCAAGCAAGGCGCAUCACAAGCCACAUCACAAGCCGAGUGGACCAAACCGUCGCGCCAUGACGAUGACGAUGACGAGGAUAGCGAUGCUUCUGAUGCGGACGAGGACGCGAUGGCCACGUCCUUCCACGAACAACACUAUAAUGAACGGCUACAUGAUAUCAAGAAUCAAUUUGACCGGCUCGUCAGCUUCAUGACGGCCGGAUUGAAGGGCGUUGGACGAGUAGAUGGUCAGCUUAGCUGGGAGAUCCUAGCAGAGAAGCUCGAAUGGAGAAAGGCACGUUCGGGGUUGAACGGGGCUUGA